ACCAACCCUGGUCCUCUCGGCUCGGUUCAGCUCGGCUCGGUUCGGCUCGGUUCGGUUUAGCACGGCUCGGCUCGGAACCGUCCACAGCAACAUGCAGGAUGGCGAGCAUGGAGACCGCCGCCGAACAUGAACGCAUCCUGCGGGAGAUAGAGAGCACCGACUCCAACUGCAUCGGACCGACCCUCCGGUCGGUGUACGAUGGACAGGAGCAUGGCCUCUUCGUGGAGAAGCUGGACCUGCGGAUCCGGAACCACGACAGGGAGAUCGAGAAGAUGUGCAACCAUCACUUCCAGGGGUUCGUGGACUCCAUCACAGAGCUGCUCAAAGUACGAGGGGAGGCGCAGAAGCUGAAGAGUCAGGUGACUGAGACCAACAAGCAUCUUCAGGAUGACGGCAAAGAGCUCAUCACCUCCAUGGAGGAACUGCAGCAGUGUAGAAUCCAGCAGAGAAACAUCGCCACCACCAUCGACAAACUGUCCCACUGCCUCCCAGUCCUGGAGAUGUACAGCAGACUUCAGGAGCAGAUGAGACUUAAAAGGUACUACCCGGCGCUGCGGACACUGGAGCAGCUGGAGCACACGUGUCUUCCCCGGGCGGGUCAGUACCGGUUCUGCUCCAUCAUGGCAGAGAACAUCCCCAAGCUGAGGACGCAGAUCCGGGACACUGCCAUGACGCAGCUGAGGGACUUCCUGGAGAGCAUCCGGAAACACUCGGACAAGAUCGGAGAGACGGCCAUCAGACAGGCCCAGCUCCAGUGCUCGCUGGACAGCUCCAUCUCCACCCAGCCGAGGGCCCUGAUUGGCCGACGUGGGAGGAAGGAGGCGGCGGCGUUGACCGACAGCGGUGGACCAGGUGGCAGUCCGGCGUCAGAACAGGACUCGGGUAUUCUGGAUGUGGAGGAGGAAGGGGAGGAGGAUGAAGUCCCAGGAGCUCAGGACUUGGUGGAUUUCUCUCCAGUCUAUAGCUGUCUGCAUAUCUACACUGUGCUGGGUUUGCGUGAUGUGUUUGAGAACUACUACAGAAAGCAGCGGAGGAAACAGGCUCGCCUCGUGCUGCAGCCGCACUCUAACAUGCAUGAAACCUUGGAGGGAUACAGGCGGUACUUCAACCAGAUUGUCGGGUUCUUUGUGGUGGAGGAUCACGUUCUUCACACCACGCACGGUCUGGUGAACAGAGCCUACGUGGAGGAGCUGUGGGAGCUGGCGCUGUCCAAAAUAGUGGCUGCCCUCCGGACGCACUCGUCGUACUGUGACGACCCCGACCUGGUGCUGGACCUGAAGAACCUUAUUGUCCUCUUUGCUGAUACACUGCAGGGUUACGGUUUCCCGGUGUCGCAGCUGUUCGACAUGCUGCUGGAGAUACGGGAGCAGUACGGAGAAAUCCUGCUCAAGAGGUGGAACAUCGCCUUCAGGCAGGUGCUGGAUCAAGAUAACUUCAGUCCGAUCCCAGUGUCGACAGAGGAAGAGUUCAGACAUUACACUUCCCUGUUUCCCCUGCAAGACCCGGAACUGGAACAGCUUCCCUUCCCCAAGAAGCUCCCCUUCUCCGAGUUUGUGCCAAAAGUCUACUGUCAACUCAAAGAGUUCAUCUAUGCCUGUUUGAAAUACUCUGAGGAUCUUCACCUCAGUUCCACGGAGGUAGACGAUAUGAUCCGCAAGUCGACAAAUCUGCUUCUGACCAGAACCCUCAGCCACUGUCUGCACUACGCCAUUAAGAAGAAGAAUGUCGGGCUGGCAGAGUUGGUGCAGGUGAUCAUUAACACCACCCACCUGGAGCAGUGCUGCCAAUUCCUGGAGGAGUUUAUAUCAAACAUCACCAACGUUCCUCCCGACAUGGCCAACGCCACCAAGCUGUACGGGACCUCCACCUUCAAGGACGCCCGUCACGCGGCGGAGGCGGAGAUCUACACCAACCUCAACGCCAAGAUCGACCAGUUCCUGCAGCUGGCUGACUACGAUUGGCUGACGGCGGUGCAGGGGGGCGGGACUGUGGCCGCCAGCGACUACCUGGUCGACCUGAUCGCCUUUCUGAAGAGCACGUUCAGCGUCUUCACCAACCUGCCUGGGAAAGUGGCUCAGACGGCGUGCAUGUCGGCCUGUAAACACAUCUCCACCUCGCUGAUGCAGCUGCUGCUCGACCCCGAGAUCCGACAGAUCUCCAUGGGCGCUCUGCACCAGCUCAACGCCGACGUCAAGGAGUGCGAGAGUUUUGCCAGAGCCGGCCCGGUCGCAGGCUUCCAGGGUGACACGUUGCUUCUGGCCUUCAGUGACUUGAGACAACUGCUGGAGCUGUUCACCGAGUGGGACUGGUCCACGUAUCUCGCUGACUACGGAAAAUCCACCUGCAAAUACCUGAGAGUGAAUCCACACACGGCUCUGGUCCUGCUGGAGAAGAUGAGGGAGACGAGCAGGAAGAACAACAUGUUCGCUCAGUUCAGGAAGACGGACAGAGACCGACAGAAGCUCAUCGACACCGUCAUCAAGCAGCUACGCAACCUCAUCGCUCAGCACCACGCCUGAUUGGACAGCAGGCUCCAACGCCAGCGCCUGAUUGGCUGAUUGAAUCCUUCACUUCCUGGGACUCCACUGGACUUCACACUGCACAAUCAUUUCUUCUGGAAUCAGAAUUUUUCCAUUUAACUGAUUUAAAUUCAGAACUAACUCUCCUGGAUCCUGGUGAUUUGUUUUCCGAGCGUCAACAAAUCCACAAAAAGACCAAAACCAGCGAUGACACGUUGACUUGUCUCCGUCCUGCAGCGUGAAAUACUCAUCACAACAUUUCACUUGUAUCCAUCCACAACUGGAAAUAGUCCCAAACAAAUGCACAAUUUUUCCCUGUCCUGUGUAAAGUUUUGUAAAGUGAUAAGAUGCUUUACGUUUCUGACCUCCGGCCUCAGGGGGGCGACGGAGGACGUGUGUGAGUCAGUUGCGGUUACCCACUCGUAGCCUAUAUCCCCCCCCCCAUCACCUAAAGGUUGUUGUUGUAACUUCUGAGACAAAAAAAUCAUUUGGUUUCGGUCUCUUCAUUGGACGUGUUGACAGUAUUUAAACACACGGCCUUAUUCGUAGAUUUAAAACGAUUAGCCGGUGGAUUUCUUCAUGUGGGGAACAAGCAGUUCAUUAAGAAUCGUAUUUACAUUAAAUUCUAGAUAAAUCUACUUAAGCCUCUUAAUUUAAAGUAUUAAUUACUAAAUCUUUCAGUUUGCCGGACGCCAUCGAGCCUCGUUACUGAAAAGUUUGUGAGUCCGAUAAUCGCGGUUUAUCAUGUUAGUGAUUAUGCAGCUGUGAGAGAAAAUCUUUUUGGAGAUUUUAUUUCCGAUUCAGAAGCGUCAAACUACAACGUUGACAUUUACCUUCCACGUCUUCCACGAUGUAUUUUGAAUGUACACCAGGGGGCGUCGCCUCCAUCGUCCUUUUCGGUAGCUGCGUGUUAAAGCACUGAACUCGAGAUCACGUCCGGAAGAGAAAAAACAGUUUCUCGUUGAUCUGCGAAAAACUUGAAUGGCCGCGUCGUUCCCACGUCGUCUGAGCCGUGGUGGGAAUCGAACGCCGAAGUCGAGGGGUUGUCGUUCCGCCCCUUUCCAGUGGGGGGGCGUGGCCUGAGCAUUUAUUCUCAUCUUGUAUCGACAGCUUGAUUGGGCAACCGCUCUAAAGUGAAAACUGUUUUGUUUGUCUUUGACUAGAAAGAGACUAAUUUGUGUAAACACACACACACACAGUCAUGUCUUCCAUACGCAGAGUUGUGUGUGUGUCGUAUGUCUACACAAACCUUUGUUUAGUGAUUAUAUUCACACUAUUUUUGGAGCUAGUGGAUCUUCGUUUUGUCUUUUUUUCUUGAACUCGGUGCAAUAGCAGCAAUGGAAACUGCAGGAUUUUGUGUGUUAAUUGUUGGGUUUUAAAAAGGGAAUCGAACUUCAAACUCUUUCUGCCUGGAUCUUCCUGUUCUACUGCAGAUCAACUGUACGCUGAUGUGUGCGACUUUUUCAUCUACGCUCAGCUGUGCGUCAUUUUUUGGUGUCUGGGUUCGGUCACACAAAUGUUUUCGCGGUGAACCGUCGCCUCUCGUCCAAUCAGGAAGCAGGAAAGAUUUGCUUCCUGCUUUUUGAUUUUGGUGAAUUUUGACUCGAGAUAUUCGUGUUGCGUUCACGUGUCACCGUGCUGUUGCUAAGGGAACGUGGGGGGGGGGGGGGUCGCUGUUCAAUGUGCCUUUCCUGUGUUCUGAUCUAUUCUCCUGACGUAGUUACUGAACAUCCACACAACAUGGACAACAACAAGGGAUCUCUGGAGCUUUCAUGUUUAGGUUGCAGAAUGUUCGACAAAUAUAACUCUUUACAUUUAUCAGUAAUACUCCAGUCCUUUGCUUGAGGGCGCCAAGGCAGUAACACAAAGGCAACAACUUUGGCGUUGAAACUGACGCUAUGUUCUGUAUUUUGUAAAUCUUUAUUGGGACGGAAGCACUGUAAACGAAGCUGUUGCAUUAAACCACUAACACAUGGAACUAAAGUAAAGUACUAACGCAUUUGCAAAAAAAAUGGCAACGGAAAAAUAUGGAAUAAAUGUUGAACUGUUGAAUAA
This is a messenger RNA of Limanda limanda (common dab), 4574 nucleotides long. It is a transcript of the gene exoc6b, whose product is annotated as exocyst complex component 6B. Gene Ontology annotation, cellular component: exocyst; membrane. The record is from RefSeq and is a predicted model, not a curated record. The transcript has 22 exons. Gene Ontology annotation, biological process: Golgi to plasma membrane transport; intracellular protein transport; exocytosis. NCBI's taxonomy places the organism in Eukaryota, Metazoa, Chordata, Actinopteri, Pleuronectiformes, Pleuronectidae. The coding region runs from base 99 to 2519 and encodes 806 amino acids.